AUUUCUCUGAAGGGAGUGACCAAACACAGACGCCAAAAUGUCUGAAAAAAAGAUGACAUCAAGCCGCAGGCAUCAUCUGAAGAGCCUGAUGCUUCAGAUUGCUGCUCAGCGGUUGGAAGAUGAGACCGCUGACAUCGAGGCAGCCAAGGAGCAGCACUUGAUUGACAGCUGCCCUACCAUCCCUGACUCCUGCUCUCUGGAGGAGCUGCAGAAACUGUGCAAAGAGCUCCACCAGAAAAUCGACAAGGUUGAUGAGGAUAGGUACGAUGCCGAGGCCAAAAUCACCAAGCAAGAAAAAGAGAUUGAAGAUCUCAGAUUCAAGGUGAAGGAAAUGAAGGGUAUGAAGAAGCCAGCUCUGAAGAAAGUACGUAUGUCUGCCGAUCAGAUGCUUCAGGCUCUGCUGGGCUCCAAGCACAAGGUCACCAUGGACUUGAGAUCCAACCUGAAGCAGGUGAAGAAGGAGGUCAAGCAGGAGGUGACUGGCGACUGGCGCCAGAACGUUGAGGACAAGAAGGACAAGAAGAAGAUGUUUGAGGGCGCUGAGGCAUAAAUUUGAAAGACUGCUGAUGUUGGUGACGAAUGUAAGAAUAUUGAGGACAAGGCUGGCAUGGACGGCAAGAAGAGCAGAUUGAGGGCACAGAGGCCGACAUUUGCCAGGACUUUCUUUUUACCCCGCAAUGUUCA
Sardina pilchardus (European sardine) is the source of this 684-nucleotide messenger RNA. RefSeq names its product troponin I, fast skeletal muscle-like. The transcript has 6 exons. NCBI's taxonomy places the organism in Eukaryota, Metazoa, Chordata, Actinopteri, Clupeiformes, Clupeidae. The coding region runs from base 38 to 550 and encodes 170 amino acids. The record is from RefSeq and is a predicted model, not a curated record. Gene Ontology annotation, cellular component: troponin complex. Gene Ontology annotation, biological process: skeletal muscle contraction; cardiac muscle contraction.